AUGGCCGACUCGCACGAGGGAAAGCCUCACGCCGUCGAGGUCAGCUCUCCGGCCCCAGAAGAGCAUACCAGCAUCGGCCGCUACCUCGUCACGCGCGUCACCUCGCUGGUGCCGCCCAUGAACCGCGCCCCCAACCCCAUCAAGGCCCUGAUGCUGCUCAAUCGCCAGAACUGGCUCUUCUUCCUGAUCGCCUUCCUCGGCUGGACAUGGGACUCGUUCGAUUUCUUCUCCGUCUCCAUCUCUGUCACCAGCCUGGCCAAGUACUUUGGCAAGUCCAACUCCGACAUCACCUGGGGCAUCACCCUCGUGCUGAUGCUCCGCUCCGUCGGGGCCAUCAUCUUUGGUAUCGCGUCGGAUCGCUACGGUCGAAAAUGGCCGUUCGUGGUCAAUAACAUCCUGUUCAUCGUCCUGGAGCUGGGCACCGGCUUCGCGCAGACCUACCAAGGCUUCCUGGCCUGCCGCGCCCUGUUUGGAAUCGCCAUGGGCGGUUUGUACGGCAACGUUGCUGCCACCGCCCUGGAGGACUGUCCCGAAGAAGCCCGUGGAAUCGUGUCCGGCAUGCUGCAGCAAGGCUAUGCCUUUGGAUAUCUGUUGGUCACGGCCUUUGCCCGUGGUCUGGUCGACACCACCCCGCAUGGCUGGCGACCCCUCUUCUGGUUCGGUGCUUGCCCGCCCGUGCUGUUCAUCAUCUUCCGUCUCUGUCUGCCCGAGACCAAGGCGUAUCAGAGCCGCGAAAGGGUGCGGAAGGGAUUGACCGGCGGCGUCACCUCGACAUUCCUGUCCGAAGGCAAAGUGGCCGUCAAGCAUCAUUGGCUUCUGCUGAUCUAUCUGGUCCUCCUGAUGACGGGCUUUAACUUCAUGUCCCAUGGCUCUCAGGAUCUGUACCCAACCCUCCUCCAGGCGCAAUUCAACUUCUCUUCCAAUGCCGUGACGGUAACGCAGGUCGUUGCGAAUUUGGGCGCCAUGGCUGGUGGCACGCUCUGCGGGUGGGCGAGCCAGAUCUUUGGCCGACGCUUUUCGAUCAUUGCCAUCUGCAUUGUCGGCGGCGCUCUGCUGUACCCCUACACGUUCGUGACCUCGACCUCGGUCAUGGCGGCGGCCUUCUUCGAACAGUUCUGUGUCCAGGGCGCCUGGGGGGUCAUUCCCAUCCAUCUGAUGGAACUGGCUCCGGGUCCGAUCCGGACAUUCGUCGUCGGUACCGCGUACCAGCUCGGCAAUCUCGUCUCCUCCGCCAGCUCCACCAUUGAAUCGACCAUUGGCGAGCGCUUUCCGCUGCCGCCUACCAAGUCCGUGCCGCACCGGUACGAGUACGGCAAGGUCAUCUGCAUCUUCAUGGGCUGUGUGUACGCAUAUACGAUCAUCGUCACCUUCAUUGGACCGGAACGACUGGGGAGGGAGUUUGAUGCCCAGCAUGACAGCGAUUUGGCCGAGGUGGCCCAGAAAAGGACGGCACACGCAGAUGACAUCGACCCGGAAAAGGCGACUAGCACGCAGCAAGCAUGA
Molecule: messenger RNA, 1503 nt
Organism: Rasamsonia emersonii CBS 393.64
Lineage: Eukaryota; Fungi; Ascomycota; Eurotiomycetes; Eurotiales; Trichocomaceae
Product: Sugar transporter family protein
Exons: 3
Coding region: 1-1503 (500 amino acids)
Biological process (GO): plasma membrane lactate transport
Cellular component (GO): plasma membrane
Molecular function (GO): secondary active monocarboxylate transmembrane transporter activity
Source: RefSeq, a predicted model, not a curated record